AUGACCGUGAAGUGCUGUAUAUGUUUGGAAUCGUUUAAAAAGAGAAAAGAUACUAGUCGCGGCAGCAGCGUUGCAUCAUCUUCCAAGCAUCCUGACACCUCAAAGCCAGCACCAGCAAGAGAAUACGCAACACUCUCAUCAUCUCAACAGCACCAGCACCAGCACCAGCAACAACAGCAACAACAAGAAGACGUGUUUUCCACUGAUGAUUGUGACCAUCAUGUAUGUCGGGCCUGCUUAGCUCAAUACUUAUGGGCCUACGUUCAAAAACCUCGCAUUGAUGGCGACUAUUCAGCCUUGGGGUGCCCGGAACUGGAUUGCAAUCACACUUACAAUAUCAUUGGAAUCAUCGAUAAAGUCAUGCCGUGUGCAGAAGCAGUACUCGGCUGGUGGCGUACGGUGAUUGAAAAGACGAUCAUGGACAGCGUUGGCCACUGUCCUUAUCCAGAUUGUCAAGGAUCGUUCGAACUCCCUGAUGUGUAUCAGCAACAACGCUACCAAUCAAAUGUAUACGCGGACAACAGCAACAGCUAUAGUAGUGAUACUUUUGCGGGUUCCAUCCAUUUUUAUGAUCUCGAAGAUGACAACGAAGCUAGCAGCAGUAGCAGCAGCAGCAGCAGCAGAGGCAGAAACUUUUACAACAGUGGUGCUACUAUGGUUAAUGAUGAUGAUUACCAGGAAGAGGGGCCAGUAUUUGCCGAAUGUCUUGAAUGCAACCGCGCGAAUGCAGACCUGAAACAGAACGUGCAUCAAAGCCCUCCUGGCAGGAAUCUAAGCCUUACCGUCAAGCGCGUGCAAAAAAAGGGAAGCAGCGCCAGCGCCAGCUAUCAGUGGAUGCUCGCAAACUUGCAAGGAGAAAUGACUGGACGCGAUGCCCGUAUUGCCGAGAAAUGGUUGAACGAAGUAUGUUUGAAAACUUUUCAAAAGGCAAGCAGUGCCGCAUCACGACUGUCUGCGUCAAAAACAACAAUAUCCCCGGCAGGACCUUCGUCUUCAUCAUAUUCACAACAUCAACCGCUACAAGAAGACGCUGUAUUUCGACUGGAGAUUGUGAUCAUUAUUCACGUCGUUCCUGCUUGGCACAAAUCUUCUUGA
This is a messenger RNA of Zychaea mexicana, 1095 nucleotides long. RefSeq lists its product as uncharacterized. Gene Ontology annotation, molecular function: ubiquitin conjugating enzyme binding; ubiquitin protein ligase activity. Gene Ontology annotation, biological process: ubiquitin-dependent protein catabolic process; protein polyubiquitination; positive regulation of proteasomal ubiquitin-dependent protein catabolic process. NCBI's taxonomy places the organism in Eukaryota, Fungi, Mucoromycota, Mucoromycetes, Mucorales, Lichtheimiaceae. The record is from RefSeq and is a predicted model, not a curated record. The coding region runs from base 1 to 1095 and encodes 364 amino acids. Gene Ontology annotation, cellular component: ubiquitin ligase complex; cytoplasm. The transcript is spliced from 4 exons.